GUGAUUUGCUGCUCUGGAGCGGCUUUGAAUGAUUUGGAGGGUCGCGGCUGGGAGGUGCGGGGCUCCAUGGAGCCUGUUGGUCACAGACAGCCGGGGCUGCGGCGGCGCUGAGAGCUGCCGGCUCCCGACACCGCAGCUUCGGAAGAAGCACCCGCUCAGCACCCCCUGGGCUCCGGCGGCCCUGUUCCGGACCACGAUCUGCUCCAGCAGCCAUCGCUUCCCCUCGGCCCUGCCCGAUGCCCGCUCCUGCUGAGCCCGCUCAACUUUUGCAGCUGGCGAUUGGCAACCCUUGAUCCCCGAGAUGACCCUGAGAGCUUGGCUGCUCUGCAUAUCCUGGACCCUGGCUGCAUCGCUGCAACUUCAGCAGGGCAUGCCAAAUGUAUGUCUGGAACAAGAGCUGGCAAUAGUGGGACAGCGGCAGCCGUGAGUUCAGGCUUUUACCCAGGUUGUCAAGAUGUGGAAACAAGGCUGCGCAGGACAUAGGUGGUGUAUGGCCUAUGAGAGAAGGACAGGAUAUUACACAGUCUACAAACAAGUGUACAUCAUAGAGCAUCAAACUGUCUACAAAUGUUGUCCAGGAUGGACCCAAAAAGAUGACGAACCUGGUUGCCUGCACUUGGUGUGCUCUGUAGGCACUUGCUUCAAUGGCGGGAAAUGCUCUGAAGGAGGAUCCCUGAUGUGCCAGUGUCCAGCAGGAUUUCAGGGUUCGCGCUGCCAGUAUGAUGUAAAUGAAUGUACCAUUGAGAAUGGCGGCUGUCAGGACCAGUGCUGCAAUACUAUCAGCAGCUACUACUGCAGGUGUCCAGCUGGCCAGAAACUGGGGGAAGAUGGAAAAUCAUGUGAAGAUAUCGAUGAAUGUGCAGUAGUGAAUGGAGAGUGCCAGCAGAACUGCGUUAACACUCUGGACUCCUUCUAUUGCAUAUGCGAUAUGGGAUACAGACUCCAUGCUGAUGAACGCACCUGCAUAGUAAAUUUAAUUGCUUUCAGUAGCACAAAUGAGAAUGGAGGAUGCGCACACAUCUGUCAAAAUGAGAGAGGAUUUGUAAAAUGUGAGUGCCAUCCUGGGUACUAUCUUUCUGCAGACAGAAAGUCCUGUGGAGACAUUGAUGAGUGUGCCGAAGAGACAGCCAGGUGUGCUCAUCGUUGUGUGAACACCCUAGGGUCCUUCACUUGUGUUUGUAAUCCUGGCUUUGAGGUGGGGGCUGAUGGAAAGCAAUGCUACCGCAUCGAAAUGGAAAUUGUCAAUAGCUGUGAAAGCAACAAUGGCGGUUGUUCUCAUCACUGCGAGCACUUGAUUGGUGGGCCUCACUGUUCUUGCAACCAGGGAUAUCUCCUUGAUUUGGAUGGGAAAACGUGCAUAGACCUGGAUGAAUGUGAGUCCAGCGAGGCCUGCUGUUCCCAGUUCUGCAUCAACUACAUUGGAGGCUUUGAGUGCAGCUGCAAGGCAGGGUUCCGGCUUAACGCUGAUGGCUGCGUAUGUGAUGAUGUGGAUGAGUGUCUUGGUGACAAUGCCAGCUGUGACCAGAUCUGUGUUAAUUCUCUGGGAUCAUAUGAGUGCAUGUGUAGAGAAGGCUACAGACUUAAUCUCGACAGACAUUCCUGCAUCUAUGAUGAUGAGCUAGAGGAGGAGGAAGAAGAGAAACCGGAGACCGCUAGGAUUCCAGGCCUUCGGUUCAGAAGACCUCCUCAGCUGCUUCAUUAUGCUGCUGCACUUGGCACCUUCUAUGAGGAUGAGGACAAAGAUGUACGAGGAGAACUCACUGUCAUGCGUAAAGUUGUUUGCCUGGAUAACACCUUUGGCAAUGAUUGUAGCCUGAACUGUGAUGACUGUAUAAAUGGAGGCAAAUGUAACAGUGAAAACAGUGGCUGCAUCUGUUCACCUGGGUGGACUGGACUUAUAUGUAACGAAACUUGCUCCCCUGGGACUUAUGGGAAAGAUUGUAAUAGCAUUUGUAAGUGUCAGAAUGGAGGCUCAUGUGACCGUGUGACAGGACAAUGUCACUGCCCACCGGGAAUUAAUGGACAGAUUUGUGAGGAUGGCUGUCCAAAAGGAUUCUUUGGGAAGAACUGUAACAAGAAAUGUAACUGUGCCAACAAUGGCUAUUGCCAUAGAUUCUAUGGAGCCUGUCUGUGUGACCCAGGGUUAUAUGGUCGCUUCUGCCAUCUAACUUGUCCCAAGUGGGCCUUUGGAGCUGGCUGUUCAGACGAAUGUCAGUGUGUCAAGGAGAACACUCUGACAUGCAAUGCCAGAAAUGGUACUUGCACCUGCAAACCAGGUUAUCAAGGGAACAAGUGCCAGAAAGAGUGUAUUCCUGGCUAUUAUGGAGCUGGCUGUAAGCUGAAGUGCAAUUGUUCUGCUGAUGCUUUGUGUGACCAGGAGACUGGAGACUGCAAGCAUCCGUGCCCACCAGGUUUCCAUGGAGAAAGGUGCCAUUUAUAUUGCCCUGAUGGUCUGUGGGGAGUAGACUGUCAGUUCUUCUGCGAGACCUGUGAAAAUGGAGGGAAGUGUAACAAAGAGACUGGAAUCUGUUACUGCCCUCUGGGGUACACUGGGAAAUCCUGUUACCUACCCUGCCCAAAUGGUUACUAUGGGCAAAACUGCCUGUUGCAGUGCAGCUGUAAUAGCAAUGCUCAGUGUCACCAUGUUACCGGAGAGUGCACAUGUCCUUCUGGCUGGAGUGGCCAUGACUGCAAACCUUGUGAUGCUGGCCAUUGGGGAGAGCGCUGUGAAAGCUUGUGUGUCUGCAAUAACAGCGAUGGUAGCUGUGACCCGGUCACUGGGAUUUGUUUCUGUGAAGCAGGAUACUCUGGGAAACACUGUGAGCAGAGCUGCCCUAAGGGAACCUUUGGCCCAAAUUGUAAGUACAGCUGUCAGUGCCAGAAUGGAGCUGCCUGUGAUCAUGUGAGUGGAGCCUGUACUUGUGUGGCUGGCUGGACAGGAGCUUUUUGUGAAAAAGCUUGUCCAGGUGGAUUUUUUGGACUUGACUGCCACCAGGUGUGUGAAUGCAAGAAUGCAGCUCACUGCGACCACAUCAUAGGAACGUGCCAGUGCCUCCCUGGAUGGAUGGGAGCCAAGUGUGACCAAUCUUGCCAGGGUGACAGUUAUGGGGAAGGCUGCAGUCAUGCUUGUAAUUGUCACAAUGGAGCGCGCUGUGAUCAUGUAACCGGGAUGUGUAUUUGCGUAGCAGGAUGGAGAGGAGCUACCUGCCAGCAAGCCUGUCCUUCUGGUUUAUAUGGCAUGAACUGUUUGCAGCACUGCAUCUGUCGCAAUCAGGCUGUGUGUGAUCAUGUAACUGGACAAUGCAUUUGUCCCAAAGGCUGGACUGGUAUAGCCUGUGAACUUGAGUGUGAGGAUGGGAAGUAUGGAGAGAGCUGUGAGGAGAACUGUAGCUGUGGCAAUGGUGGAAUUUGUGACCGACAUUCAGGGAAAUGCAACUGCCAUCCAGGAUGGAUCGGGGACCAGUGCAAUGUUGCCUGUCCCUCUGGAUUCUUUGGAAAGCAGUGUGAGGAACGAUGUGACUGUGAGCACAGCUCUUCCUGCCACCAUCAGAGUGGAGUGUGUCACUGUGAAAAAGGAUGGCGAGGAAAACGAUGCGACAAACGUGAGUUUCUGCUGAGACCUGCCCUUUGUUUGAGUGCUAUAUUUACCAAGACAAAUUUAAUUCAUUGGUUUACAUUUCCUCUUCCCUCAGCUUGUCCACCAGGCACAUAUGGUAAGAACUGUAACCAACUAUGUCAGUGCUCUGAAGAGAAUGAGGAAUGUCACCCAGCGACAGGCAAAUGCACCUGCCGACCAGGUUAUUAUGGAAUCCACUGUGACCUGAAAUGUCCACAAGGUACCUAUGGUCCAUACUGCCAAAAGGCAUGUAAAUGUUUUAAUGGAGGCCACUGUGAUACUGUGACAGGAACCUGUGAUUGUCCUCCUGGCUUCAUUGGUGCUGACUGCAGUAAAAAAAAGUUCAUGUUUCCUCUACUUUGUCCUGUAAGCCACUAUGGGAAGGACUGCAUGCUGUUGUGCUCCUGUGGGAAAGGGCAGUGUGACCCAGUGACUGGCAUGUGCUACUGUCCACCUGGCCAAAUUGGACCCAGUUGUCAGCAAGUGUGUCCCCAGGGAAGCUACGGCCCCAGCUGCCAGCUAAUGUGUAUCUGUAAGAAUGGUGGUAUCUGUGACCCUGUGAAUGGAUCUUGUUCCUGUGGACUUGGGUGGACAGGAAGUUACUGUGAGAAAGUGUGUGCCCUGGGUAAAUAUGGUUCUGACUGCCACUUAAAUUGUUCUUGUCAGAACAAUGGAUCUUGUGACAGCUUUACUGGUUGCUGCCAAUGUCCAGAAGGUUACUACGGUCACUCUUGUGAGCACACCUGCCCUGCUGGAUUUUAUGGUCUAAACUGCAUUCACUCUUGUGAUUGUAAAAAUGGAGCUACUUGCAAUCCAGUGACUGGACAGUGCAUUUGUCCUGCAGGUUAUGAAGGUGUCCAGUGCGAAAAAGGCUGUAAUGUUGGAAGAUUUGGAGACAAAUGUCAGCAUCAGUGUGACUGUGAAGGAGUAGCCUCAUGUGAACCUGUAACUGGAAGGUGCCUUUGUCCACCUGGCAGGACUGGAGACAAAUGCAACAUUGAAUGCAGGUCAGACCAGUACGGCCCCAGCUGCUCUCUGAGAUGCCAGUGUGCCAAAAGAUCCCAGUGUCAUCCUUACAAUGGGAGCUGCAUGUGUCCUGCCAAGUGGAUGGGGCCAACCUGUGAAGAAGGAGGCCCUCCAAAACUUCCUUCAUAUGAAGAACAAACUCAGGAAAGAGGGAAUGCUUUUUCAAGAUCUCUACAACAGUAAUGCUUGGACUAAUAAAUGAAUUGUUUUAUAGGCACAGGUAGUAUUUAAACUUGAGUACAAGAACUGCUUGAAUUCAGUUUGAACUGUGCUGAAAUAUUCACACUUUUUCAUGGAAGACAACAGUGGCCAAUAAGUAGUUUGGAUCCCUUUUUAAAACUUCUAACCUGUUUCAUUUAUUUGUUCUUAACCUCCUACUUCUCAAUUUAUUCACUCUGGAUAUUCUUUCAGAUUGCUGUUGUCACAUAUUGUUUGAAUUACAUGUGAGGGGAAAUAUUUUUAGCAAACUAUUUCAAGACUAUCAUGAUAAAGAAAGUAAUAUACACAUUUACAAUGAGCCACAUUAAAUACCAGUAGCUUUCUAAACCCAGCUGGCAAUGGGACUGGUGAUAAUACCUGUUUGAACUUGGAGGUCUCAAGCUUAGAUCUGGUUUAUGUAAAAGAGUGUAUCUACCAGAGGACAGCAUGGAAUCUGUGUGGGUUUUCUUCAUGCGCUAUCCAGUAGAUUUAGUUUUGCUGGUUUGUCAAAGUCAAACUAUUCAGUGGCUGUCAAAGACACAGCCCCUUUUAAUUUCAGAAGAAAGCUAUAUCUUUCGUGGAUGGUGUGGGAAGCAGGCAGAGAUGUCUGAUUAUUGGUGAUUUUAAGAAAAAAUAUAUCUCCUUUUAAACAAGACAUUGUAAUGUGUUUGUACUACCCAGUUUGGUGAAGUAAGACUUUAAAUUCUGAGAAUUUAAAAUGGUUCUGACUUUGUUCAAUGUUAUCUGUUAAUCACUUUGUAAAACAAAGUGAUCAUGGUUACUGAAAAUACAGUUAAUACUAUAUCCUUUAAAUAUAGGACUAAGUAACUGUAAAAAUACAAUGUUCUACAUCAGUGGUUCUCAAACUUGUUCCGCUGCUUGUA
Molecule: messenger RNA, 5724 nt
Organism: Gopherus evgoodei (Goodes thornscrub tortoise)
Lineage: Eukaryota; Metazoa; Chordata; Testudines; Testudinidae
Product: multiple epidermal growth factor-like domains protein 6
Exons: 35
Molecular function (GO): calcium ion binding; protein binding
Source: RefSeq, a predicted model, not a curated record